Molecule: messenger RNA, 1208 nt
Organism: Drosophila kikkawai
Lineage: Eukaryota; Metazoa; Arthropoda; Insecta; Diptera; Drosophilidae
Gene: Gr89a
Product: Gustatory receptor 89a
Biological process (GO): sensory perception of taste
Cellular component (GO): membrane
Source: RefSeq, a predicted model, not a curated record
GUUAUUAGGUCGACUUUCUUCAAGUGCAGAUAGAACAGACUAGAAUAAAAUUUGAUAUAAGAUAUACUGGCAGUUUCCGGAAGGUCAGUUGCCCGUAAAAUGUCGCGAUUGCCGCAUGUCUGUGGUCUUUGUCUGCUGAUGCGACUUUGGCAGCUCUUGGCCUUGGCUCCGUUUCGGAUUCAAGGUCGGAGGGGGGCUAGAUGCCAUCGUUUCGUGACCCUGAUCGGGGUCUUAAGAUGGCUCCUGCUUACAUCCCUAGCACCUGUGCUCCUGUGGCAAAGCGCCGCCAUGUACGAGGCCACCAAUGUCCGUCACUCUGCGAUCUUCAAGGGAAUUGCGCUGGCCACGAUGACGGGGGAUGUCUGCAUAUCCUUGGCUCUCCUGGGCGCCCACCUUUAUCGUCGUCAGGACUUGGCCAGGCUGGUAAGCUCCCUGGUCAAGUUGCAUCACCGACGGAGGCUGAGCUGGUGGAGCACACUGUUCCUGUGGCUGAAGCUGCUCCUCUCCCUCUACGAACUUCUGUGCAACGUGCCCUUCCUCCAGGGAGCCGGGAGACGCCUGCCGUGGUCACAGCUUCUGGCCUAUGGCCUCCAGCUCUACGUGCAGCAUGUGAGCAGUGUCUACGCGAACGGAGUGUUCGGCGGCAUACUUCUGAUCCUGGAGUGCUUCGGGCAGCAGGAACGUGAGCUUGAGCCCAGAUUGGGGCAACUCUUGCGAAGGGAAUACAGGUGGGCAGCCUUGUUUCUGAGAUUUGUGAAACUUUUCCAGCUAGGCAUCUUCCUGCUGGUCAUCGGAGGCUUUGUCAACAUCCUGGCCAACAUGUACGCCUUUAUGUCCUACUUUGUAUCGCAGCACGGCGUUCCCCUCACGAUAUCCAACAACUGUCUGAUUGUGACUCUGCAACUGUACGCCUUGAUCCUCGCCGCUCACCUCUGCCAGGUGAAGGCGAGUCAUUUGCGUAGGCAUUGUUUGGAACUGGGUUAUACUCCUCCAGGACUAACGCAGGAGCAGGCCAAGGCGCCAACGCCUUACCCCCUGGUCUCGCCCACAGCAAGUUACAAGUUUCGCGUUUUGGGUCUGUUUUCGUUGGACAACUCCUUUUGGCUUUUCCUGGUCUCAUACGCCAUGAACUUCAUUGUGGUUAUCCUGCAGUUCACCCUGGAGCAUAUGAAAAAUGCAAAGCCCAACUGAACGGAUUAAUAUUUAUA